Molecule: messenger RNA, 1099 nt
Organism: Etheostoma cragini (Arkansas darter)
Lineage: Eukaryota; Metazoa; Chordata; Actinopteri; Perciformes; Percidae
Gene: rad1
Product: RAD1 homolog (S. pombe)
Exons: 7
Coding region: 107-946 (279 amino acids)
Biological process (GO): DNA repair; DNA damage checkpoint signaling
Cellular component (GO): nucleus; checkpoint clamp complex
Molecular function (GO): 3'-5' exonuclease activity
Source: RefSeq, a predicted model, not a curated record
CUACUUCCGUAGAAGAAGCGACUAGAAGCGGAAGUUGUCCAGGGCGCGAAUCUCUCUUUAAAACACAAUCAACCACAUGAGUAUCUGAAUAACAACUUUUCCCACAAUGCCUCUGUCCACCCAGUCGCAAGGCGAUGAUGAACAAUACGUUUUAGUGGCCAGUUUGGAUAACGCUCGCAACCUGUCCAACAUACUGAAAGCAAUCACAUUUAAAGACCAUGCCAUCUUCAGCGCCACGCCCAACGGCCUGAAGGUUACUGUGGAGGACUCCAAAUGUCUGCAAGCCAAUGCUUUCAUCCAGGCUGAGAUUUUCCAAGAGUUCACCAUGAGGGACGAUUCGGUGGGUUUUCAGGUCAACCUCACAGUCCUGCUGGACUGCCUCAAUAUAUUUGGAGGGAGCAUAGUACCCGGAGUAUCAACAGCCUUGCGGAUGUGCUACAAGGGGUACGGUUACCCCCUGACCCUGUUCCUAGAGGAAGGUGGAGUCGUGACUGUGUGCAAGAUCAACACCCAAGAACCAGAAGAGCCAGUGGACUUUGAGUUCUGCAGCACCAACGUCACAAAUAAGGUGAUCCUGCUGUCAGAAAGUCUGAAGGAAGCCUUUUCUGAGCUGGACAUGACCAGUGAGGUGCUUCAGAUCACUAUGUCCCCCAGCCAGCCUUACUUUAGGUUGUCUACGUUUGGGAACUCUGGAAAUGCCCAUUAUGAUUAUCCCAAAGACUCUGACAUGAUGGAGCUUUUCCGAUGCACCAAGACACAAACCAACAGGUACAAGAUGUCCCUUCUGAAGCCAUCCACCAAAGCCCUGGCUUUGUCCUGUAAAGUCUCUGUGAGGACAGACAGCAGAGGCUUCCUCUCUCUGCAGUACCUGGUCAGAAACGACGAUGGACAGAUCUGCUUUGUAGAAUAUUUUUGUUGUCCUGACGAGGAGGUGGAGGAGCAGUAAUUACAGUCUGUGGAAUUCCCCUUUAAACAAGCACCUCAACUUCAGUGGCCAGAUCUUUGAUUUUAUAGACAGUCUAGUGGGUGGGGUGCACACCGGACAUAAAUUCUGGACUUAAUGGGUAAUGGACACAGUGGCAAAGGCUGCAUUGUUUUU